Molecule: messenger RNA, 2487 nt
Organism: Sebastes umbrosus (honeycomb rockfish)
Lineage: Eukaryota; Metazoa; Chordata; Actinopteri; Perciformes; Sebastidae
Product: interferon-induced protein 44-like
Exons: 8
Coding region: 345-1682 (445 amino acids)
Molecular function (GO): GTP binding
Source: RefSeq, a predicted model, not a curated record
CUCUGUGUUUAUUAUAAACCAGUUACAUAAAAGUUACUACCAUACGGAUGCAUUCGGCUGAAAGUCACCAGAUAACACGGUCACUCGUUAACUUGAAACACCUGUGCCUUGAGGAGCAGGCCAGCAGGCCCCUUCGUCACCCCACUCAUAACAAGCUUUAGGCAUAACUGGUGAAAGACUCUUCUCAACUGGAUAAAAACUUGCAUCACUCUGAACUUUGUGUCCCUGCUUGAAGACUUGAAGUGUUCAACACCAAGCCCCGUCGUCUCCUGCUGUCAUCAUCAAAAACACCAAAGUGAGUAAACGAUUCAUUCACCAUCCUUUACCUACUUCAGCAGACCACUAUGAACUCCAUGCUAACCAACAGCCAGCGGAGAACCAUCUGCUCCCAGCUGGGAAGAGUCAAACUGCGGCUGCUGUUCAAGGCCAGCAUCCAUGGAUUCACCGGCGCAGCCUUCCACCAACGAUGUGACAACCGCUCUCCCACCGUGUCUGUUGGCUACAACGCCUCCGGUUAUGUGUUUGGAGGCUUCACCAAACAACCCUUCAGUCAGUCUGGGCUGUUUGUGCGUGAUGACGAGGCCUUUCUUUUCACGUUCAGUGGAAAAAAGCUCCUCAAAUAUCCGGUCACUGGCCCUGCUAAUGCAGUGAAAAUGAUAAGUAACUCUGGUCCAUAUUUUGGAGAAGCGUUGGCUCUUUUCAAUGGAAGCAAAGCAGUAGUGUAUAGCAAUCCAGGAACUUAUUACACCUUUACUGCUGCAGAAAUGCAUGGCAACGACCUCAACCUGACUGAGUGUGAAGUCUAUGAGGUGGAGGAAACCACAGAACUUGAGAAGCCAUGGAGGACUAUCACCUGGGAAUCUAAGAAGAGGACGGAGCUGAUGGAGACUGUUAAGAUGUACAAACCCACAGUCAGCUCUGUGUCCCAGGCUCGGGUCCUGCUCAUUGGACAAGUUGGAGCUGGAAAGUCCAGCUUCUUCAAUUCUAUCAACUCUGUAUUCAAAGGCCACGUCACCAGCCAGGCCAUCGCUGGCUCCUCUAGCAUCAGCCUCACCACACAGUUUCGCACCUACUCUUUGAAAGCUGGGCGAGAAGGAAAGCUUCUGCCAAUCAUCUUUUGUGAUACCAUGGGAUUGGAGGAAAGCACGGGGGCGGGGCUUGAUAUAGAUGACAUCAGCAGCAUCCUUAAAGGUCAUCUGCCAGACCGUUAUCAGUUCAACCCCUCUGCUCCUCUGCAUUCGGAGACCAUCGGCUAUCGCAAGUCUCCAGGGCUCAAAGACAAGAUCCACUGUGUGGCCUACGUCGCUGAUGCCUGCAAGGUCUCCAUCAUGCCCACAAAGCUGGAGGAGAAGCUGAAUGCCAUUCGCAGAAAGGUCAACUUAAUGGGGAUUCCUCAGCUGGUCCUGCUCACUAAAGUAGACGAAGCCUGCCCUUUGGUGACAGAGGAUGUGAGAAACACCUACAAGAGUGGCUACAUCAAGGAAAUGAUGCAGGAGAUCAGCGCUCGACUCGGUGUGCCCGUGUCCUGUGUUGUUCCAGUGAAGAACUACAGCGAGGAGUUGGAGUUGGAUCCGAACUGCGACAUCCUGCUGCUCAGCGCCGUCAUCCAGAUGCUUCGUUUCGCAGAUAAUUACUUCGAUGAAAUCAGUGACCGAUUCAGCAACAUGGAAACCAAAGAAUAGGAAGUAUCUGUGCAGCAGAUUAUAUCUUGUCCAACUGUAAUCAAAUGUCCCCUCACAAUGAUCCAUCCAUUUAUCAGCAGGUGAUCCUCCCAGUGCUAGUUCACUGUGCAAUUCCUCCUUUGUGUUUUCAAAGCACCCCUUGUAAAGCCUCUAGUAAAUCCUGGGACUGCUCAGCGCCUCCAGGUUUUUACUUCAGAAAAAAAUAUAGAAAACACUUUGAUCGUGUUCAACUGCAAAAUAUUCAAUUUUCUUUCUGAUUCAGUUGUAAAUUUAUAUUAUUAGCAAAUAAUUACAUAAUAAAGGGUGCUUUUUAAAUUAUAGGUCUAAAUACUGGUUUAUUUAAUAUAUUUCACACAUUUAAAAGUUGUAUUAGUGUUGGCUCAUCUAGUGGGACAUUUCAUUACAAGUUUGACAAGCUAUCACAUUAUCAUUACUAUAACUAUGCAAAUGUAUUCUUUACUACAUAAUAACACUAUCCAUUUUCGAAUCAUAAUCAUUUUGUUCUUAGUGUCAUGCGACUGAUAGUAUAGUAUACACACAUUAGAUUUUGUUUCAGCUGUCAAGUUUCACUCAUGUUUUGACUUCUCGGUACACACAUGAUGCUGUGUAAGGCAGUGCAAAAUAAAACAUUUAAAUUGUCAGUAAUGGAAAAUUUAAAUAAUUGAAAUGGACCACUUGGAUUUCAUUCAGUUGUAGUUAGUUAUCCCUAUACCCUCUUUUUGGUUUUGGUGCUUAAUGUACUUUACAUGUAUUCUCUCUGUAGGUGCAAUGGCUUAAAAUGCAUUAAAAUUCCUAUCAAUAUUGA